AACUCUAUAUCUAGCAUUUGUUUUCCAGUAGGAGUCGUUUGUGGCUGGACUGUUAAUUUAAGGGAAUAAGUGAGCCUGUAAUGGUAAAUUGUUCAUGUAACAAUUUGACAUUUACGCUCUGACCUUUUAAUUUAAAAACUGCACAAGCAUUCAUUUCAACUGGAUUAUGUAGACACGAUUUCCGAACAAGUGAAAAUGCUGAACACUACCCAUCUUUUUAGAGUCAGGUCCCUGUAUAAGAGGAUUUUACUGUUACACAAACUGCUGCCUGUUGACCUGAAAGCUUUGGGUGAUCGUUAUGUAAAGGACGAAUUUAAAAGAAACAAAACUGCCACCCAGCAGGACACUGAAAAUUUUAUGGCCGCAUGGGAGGAGUAUGCUGAUGUGUUGUAUUCUCAGGCUGUGGAAAAUGUAAAGGAUUCAACAAAAAAUGUAAAACUUGGAGCCAGUCUAACCCAGGAGAAGCUUGAUGCAAUGCGAGAUGAACAACUUGGGCAAUUAUAUGAACUGAUGCAGGAAACCAGGAAACUCAAUGUGCAGUUCAGCAUCGAAGAAGAUAAUAAACACAAAAAAUAAGUUUUGUAAAUAUUAAAGCCAACUAUAAAAUAAAUUUACAUAUUUCUUAAGUUAUUUUGUAAUUUUCUUAAAGAUGAAGGAUAAUAUUUAUAAGUAUUUUUACACAGUUGUUUAGUCACAGCUCCCAUGGGUGUGAGAGAAUGCUGAGUACUGCUGGUGGUCUAAGUCCAAAUGUAAUAUGAUAAAACAUGUAUGUAUAAUCUACACUGUAAAACUGUUAAUCUGUUGUUGAGAUCUGUAUAUGUUGCAAGUCUAGAUGGAUGUCGUGUAUAAAUCAUAUACAUACAGUCUGUGUUUGUAUAAAUCAGCUUAUCAGCACAAUUUACCAGACACUGCUGGACUGGGUAAAAGAAGGGAAAAUGUGUGUUAAUUGAUUAAAUAAGUGUUUGAAGAAAUUGAGAGGAAAAUAUUCAUUAAUAAUGUCAUGAUGUGCUAAUAUGAAAAGGAAUAUGGCAUGAAAUUAAUGUAUUUCCUUAAAAAAUCCAGAUCCAGCAACUGGUUGGAACAUGCCAAAUAAAGUAAUUUUGAUUUUA
Molecule: messenger RNA, 1109 nt
Organism: Protopterus annectens (West African lungfish)
Lineage: Eukaryota; Metazoa; Chordata; Ceratodontiformes; Protopteridae
Gene: SDHAF3
Product: succinate dehydrogenase complex assembly factor 3
Exons: 2
Coding region: 196-576 (126 amino acids)
Biological process (GO): succinate metabolic process; mitochondrial respiratory chain complex II assembly
Cellular component (GO): mitochondrial intermembrane space; mitochondrion
Source: RefSeq, a predicted model, not a curated record